Messenger RNA from Nicotiana tabacum (common tobacco), 594 nucleotides. The record is from RefSeq and is a predicted model, not a curated record. NCBI's taxonomy places the organism in Eukaryota, Viridiplantae, Streptophyta, Magnoliopsida, Solanales, Solanaceae.
AUGGCAGUGAGUCUCCGGAAUGGGAGAGAUUUAGACAAAGAGCAGGAAGUUGCACAAGCCAGCAAAGAGACUACGCCAGCCACUCCAAUUCCACUAGAGGCAGAUGAACUAACAGAACUUACCGAAGUGGUAGUUGAACAGGGUCAAGAUGAAAAGGGUAAGGCUAAGUUGAAUAUUCCUUUGAUGUAUGCCUUGAGGGAGAUUCCAGGCUAUGAGAAGAUGAUGAAGGACCUAAUAUCACAGAAGUUUGAUUUUCAAGACCUAUCCAUAGUGACUCUAAUGCAGACCUACAGUGCAUUAGUGACAAGAACCAUAGCUCAAAAUAUGUCUGACCCAGGUAGCUUUACUAUUCCAUGCACUAUUGGGAGUUAUACCUUUGCAAAGGCAUUAUGUGACUUAGGAGCCAGCAUAAAUUUGAUACCUCUAGCUAUAUACACCAAAUUGGGCAUUGGCAGAGCUAGAGCGACUUCGAUGCUAUUGCAACUGGCUGACUGCACGGUUAAAAGGCCAACUGGGAUUCUUGAUGAUGUGUUGGUAGAUGAGGAGAUACCUAUCAUUUUAGGGAGGCCAUUCUUAGCCAUUGGAGAGCACUAA